AAAUUUUAAUUCUUAUUUCUCCGAAAAGCAUGUUGGGUGUAGGACGGUUUACGAGAGAGGGGUCUUUUGUUACGCAUGCGUACCACAUCGCAAAGCCGCCUCACCCCGUAGCUUUCCCGCCAGUGACGUCCGGCAAACGCGUCGGCCGCCAUUCGGCUAUCGCUCAAAAUAAAAAAAUAUAUAUAAUAAUAAAAAAAAAAAAAUGUUAAAUAGAAACUAGUGACUUCCAACAUUGAGUGAUGUGACACAAAUCGGUAAUAAGUGAAUGAUUCCUCUAAAUAAUUGUUUGAUUAUAAAAAUGUCCUUUCACGAAUCAAUACACAUACCACCAACGAGGUCUGGUACAAUAAAGGCGAUCAUAACUUUCACAUGCUAUUUUUUGUUGUCUAUUAUGUGCCACGACAGUGAGAACAAUGUCGUUGUAAAACAAUAUAAUUGAGGGAUUCAUUAUGAUAUAAAAUGACAAUAAAGAGAGCGUUACGACAAUAAUUAAAGUAGAUAAAAUUAGACAAUAAAGUAGAUUAAAUAACGGCACAAUGGCGAACACAGCACAUUUGAUGAGGCGUCAGAGUUCAAGGGACCUUUAUGCCCAAAGAUCCGUUGACCGAAUGGAGAUGAAAGAAUUGCGUGGGCGACUGGUAACAAUGGAGAAUGGACAUCCAUCUCAUCGCACACACGUAAUGUACGGGGCUACUAAUGAGGCAUUCGAGGAUACUAGCCCGAAUAGACGAUCGUCCGAAACGCCAACAAGCAAAGCCAGUUCUGCAGAGGAAAGGGCGGGUAUUAAGCCUGAAGGUGGCGAGGGAGAGAGGGAGUCUUGGGACAGCAAAUUGACUUUUCUUUUAGCCACAGUCGGUUAUGCUGUAGGUUUGGGCAACGUGUGGAGGUUCCCUUACUUAGCCCAGAAAAAUGGGGGAGGGGCGUUUCUUAUACCUUAUUUUGUGAUGUUGGCAAUUGAGGGGAUACCUAUAUUUUAUUUGGAGUUGGCGAUCGGACAAAGAUUGAGGAAGGGCGCAAUCGGAGUCUGGCAUCAAGUGUCUCCUUAUUUGGGAGGUAUUGGAAUUAGUUCAGCGGUAGUGUCCUUCAACGUUGCCCUGUACUAUAACUCGAUCAUAGCCUGGUGUCUGUUCUACUUCGCGCAGAGCUUCCAAGCCGAGCUGCCGUGGUCCGAAUGCCCGAAGAAAUACUUUAGCAACGGAUCAUACACCACAGAACCGGAAUGCGCUAUCAGCAGCCCAACACAAUACUUCUGGUACAGAACGACCCUUCAAAUAUCCGAAGACAUUAACCAUCCCCAGACCUUCAAUUACAAGAUAGCAUUAGCACUCGUCAUCGCUUGGAUACUGGUCUACAUGUGCAUGAUCAAAGGCAUCGCCUCAUCAGGGAAGGUCGUCUACGUUACCGCCACAUUCCCUUAUAUUGUCCUAGUUAUUUUCUUUUUUAGGGGCAUUACAUUGAAAGGUAUGAGCGAUGGGCUCAUUCAUCUUUUUACGCCAAAGUGGCACACGAUAUUAGACCCUGUGGUCUGGCUGGAAGCAGGCACACAAAUCUUCUUUUCCCUUGGCUUAGCUUUCGGAGGGCUAAUUGCCUUUUCAUCGUAUAACCCUGUCGACAAUAACUGCUACAGGGACGCAAUAAUGGUAUCUAUGACUAACUGUUUAACGUCGAUGUUUGCUGGCAUCGUCGUGUUCUCCAUAAUUGGUUUCAAAGCGACAAUGGUUUACGAAAAGUGCUUGGGUGUCAGAAACGAGACUUUAUUGGAUAUAUUUGGGCCCGGUUAUAAAUCUAUGGUAUUCCCGGAGCCCGGGCAAAUGGUGACAGUCGAUAUAAACGGUAAUCUGACGAAACUGUUGAUGCCACAUUUGCCGGAGUGUGAUUUGCAGAAGGAGUUGGACAAUACGGCGUCCGGCACUGGAUUAGCAUUCAUAAUCUUCACAGAGGCUAUCAACCAGUUUCCCGGGGCUCAGUUUUGGUCCGUUUUAUUCUUUCUGAUGCUGUUCACACUGGGAAUCGAUUCUCAAUUCGGCACAUUGGAAGGCGUGGUGACCUCUAUAGUUGAUAUGAAACUGUUGCCCAACCUGAGAAAGGAGUAUUUAACCGGUGGUCUAUGCCUGAUAUGCUGUAUAUUGUCUAUGGGAUUUGCACAUGGCUCUGGCAGCUACAUAUUCCUCCUCUUUGACAUGUAUAGUGGGAACUUUCCUCUGUUAAUCAUCGCAUUUUUCGAAUGUGUCGGGAUUGCUUACGUGUAUGGAGUGAAGAGGUUCGCUGACGACAUUGAAUUGAUGACCGGAACUCGCCCGGGUAUAUACUGGCUGAUCUGCUGGAAGUACCUCUCGCCGCUUGCUAUGCUCUCGAUCCUGAUAUCCUCGUUUGCUGAACUGGCCAUGGAGGGGUCAGGUUACGAGGCCUGGAUACCAUCAGAGGGGGACACCGUGAAGAAACCAUGGCCGAUAUGGGCGGUGUUGCUUGUCGUAGUACUGAUUCUGGCGUCUGUGCUGUGGAUACCAGGAUUGGCGAUAUGCAGAUAUUUUGGCUAUCCGAUCAUAGAAGACGAGGAGCGAGCGUGGUUCCCCGCUGAGGAAUUACGCGACUUCCACGGCAUAGAGCCCAGGCCGGUGUCCGCUACCGAGACCCUGUUGUUUUGCACCAGACCAGACGGGAGCGAGAGGUGCUGUUGGCCAGGUUGCUGCGAAACCGAUGAUGAUGAGUAGGGAACUCUAAAAAAAAAACAUAUGUUGUCUGGGCCAUAGACAAUAUAGUUUGGGGGUUCGAUGUAAGUAUUUUAUGCUUUUCCAAUGUCAAAAUUGUUAACAGAAUCUCAAUAUACAAGACCUAGUUCUGGCGUUGGACGUUAUGAAUCCACAUGUGGAUGAAAAGGGAUGAAAAAAUACCCUUGGACUCACUUGUGGAUCCUGAUCCAAGUGAACUGAGGCUAAAUAUUAUGUAAAGGAGAAUAUUGCUAGAAACUAGAAACCUUUGUUUAUUGUUAUUUUUUGUUGAAAUAUAUAAAUGCCGGCCAUUUUGGGGAUUGACAUAUUUAAAGGUAUGAAAAAGUCUACAAGUGUCAUUUUAUUAACUCUUAACCGGUGUUGUGGGAUCUAAAUGUGCCCAAGAAAUAUAUUGUUUCGAAAUUUGAAUUUCUUUUUUGAGUCACACCUCCGCGUUUUUUUUUUAAUCUCAUUACUAUUACUAAAUGUAUGACAGUAUUUAUUAAAAACUUUUUGAAAGGUUAGGGAUCCUAGGACCUCCGAUACCAAAUUAUACACGUAUUAAAAAGUGUUGGUGUUACAUACGUAACUGAAAUUAUAUGAAAAAAACAAUCCCAAUUUUAUAAAUUUAAUUUACCCAAAGUAAUUUUAUGACAGGUAAAUUGUAUUUUUUUUACUGAUUGGGUAAUAUAUUAUUAUCUUAUUUUAUUAUCAAACGAAAUAUUAAAAAAUCAUAUCUAAAUUUCAUAUCCGGCCGUUUAUAUGGAUAAAAUAAUAAAUUUUGUAGAAUGUUUUAGUAAAAAUUAAGCUUUUAGAGUGAAUAUAUUUAUAUUAAUAAUUAAUUUAGUUAACUAUAUAAGGUUUCAUAUAUAACCUGUUGUUAUUUGAACAAUUUAAUAUUGUAUUUACACAUUUUUUCUAUAAAUGAACUAUGUUAAUUUCAUAUUAUAAUGUUGAAAUCUUUAGCUAUAUUACUUUGAAUAUAAACGACAAUAAAUUAGUUAUAAGAUGUAAGAAUUAUGGAUAUUUUUUAUACAUUAAGUUAUUAUUAUUGAAUGUUUUAACAUUAUUAAGUUAAAUUAUAAUGUUUCUAAAUUAAUAUUCUAAAGAAUUUGUAGUUUUUCAAGAAUGUUCUACGAAUUGGUUACGAAACGUUACGUUACGUGCCUACUGUAGGCAGAUGUAAUACUAGUCCAGUAGUUAUUUAGAUUAUGUACCAAAUAUUAAAUAUAAAUACAUAUUGACAAUAAUUCACUAUUUGUAUGCUAAGCCAACAACGUAUAAUUGAUAAUAUAUAUUUGUAUGUUAAAAAGGCUUUCAGCGACAUAUUUUUUUUUUUGCAUUAAAAAUAAGGUUGCAAAACAAAUACAGAUUAAUAGCGAUCUUAGAUUUUACUUUCAAUAUAUCACACAGAGUAAUCUAAUUUUAAACGAAGAAAAGUUUGUAUUAUGGAUACUUGACAACUGAUAGGAAGGCAAUUUUUUUUUUUAUAAGUAAAUAUUUUAAUUUAGUUAAAAUUAAUAUAAUAGUUUACUCACAUAUAUUUUUUAUUAGUAUAACUUUUAUAAUUAGAGUAAUAUAACUCUUAAAAUAAUUUAAAACGAAAUAUUUAUACUUAUAUUUAUUGGUAAUUUAUGACAUAAAUAACUACAUAUAACCAAUAAAUAGGAUGCCUAAUAAUGUCAUAAAGUAUUUGGGUGAAAGUUUAGUCAUCGACAACAUUUCUCGGUAUCUAAUUAAUAUUUUUAAACAGACUUAAAAAAGAACGAGGUUCUAAUUUCGAUUGUAUGUUCUUUUUUUAAACGUUUGUUACCUCAUAUUCAUAUGUCGGUUGUAAACCGGUUUGGAAAAUUCUUUUUUUUUAUCGGAAAGAGUAUACUUAUAGGCAAAUCUCUAUUAUUAAUCUGUAGUAUAAGUUAGUGGUUUUCAAGCGACUUCAAAAAGUAAGAAGUUUUCAAUUUAGUUGUAUUUUUUUUAUGUUUGUUACCUCAUAACUCCGUCAGUUUUAAAUCAAUUCGAACAAUUGUUUUUUUUAGCUUAAAAAUACACUUACAGAUUGAUCAUAUAUGAAUUUUAUCCAAAUCUGUUAAGUAGUUUAGUUUUUCAAUCAAAUUCAAAAUUGAAGUAGGGAUUUUGUUACACAAUUUAAUUACUUCUUACACUUUGAAUAUACUAUGUAAAUUUGGACAAUAAAUGUUAGCGACUGGCUUCAAAGACGUAAUAAAUAAACAAAAUAUUCUGUAAGGUUCGAUGUGAUAAUGAUUGUUACCUUUUUGAUUAAUAUUGCUAGACUGGGUACCAUAUUUACUCCCAACUGUACCUAUGUAAAUUUUAUCACUGUUUUAUAGUAUAUUCAUAUUAUCUAAUUGUUAUAAUAGGUACUGAUUGAGUAGUUACUUAGAAAUAUCUAUAUCGUGUAAGGUAGUCUAUUUUUUGCUAAUAAGGGUUGUUAAAAUAUCAUUUCUCUAAAGUUAAAAGUUUAACUAGAAAUAAUAAUAAAAUAAAAAUUGUCGAUGAAUUUAUUGUCGAUAUUUUUUGUUUUGUUAUUUAUUUAAUUAAAUUAUUUGUCUGUAUACAUAUAAUAAUUAUCUGUAUAUGUCUAAUGAAAUGUUUUUAUAUAUUUUUUUGCCUAAGUAACAUUCAGUCAUAUUUUAUUUUAUACUUUUCAACUUUUUUUUUUAAUAUUUGUUGACACAAAUGCAUGGGAUUAUACAGGUGUAAGAGUCAGGUUGGCCAAAACGAAAACAGCUGAUUUAGAUGAAUGGUUUGAAUCAGAUAACAGAUUAUUUUCCCAAUGAAAAUGCACAACAAUCAUAUAAUUAACGAUUAUUAGUUUUGACGUCGAGCAAUGUAUUUGAAAAAAAAAUAUAAAAUUUUUCAGAUAGAAUUUCCACUAGUUUAUAGUUUAAAAAAAGAGUCUAAAUUUACUGUUUCAGUUAAUGCCAACUUGUCCUUUACACUCUGUAUACCUAUAUCGACAUUUAAUUAUGUUGAGAUGGAGGAUAUCGUGUCGUGGAUGGUUGUAUCAGCAAAAAAUCGGUCUAAAUUAAUUAUUAAAUUAUCUAUAAGGUUAAGUCCAUGGUUAAAAAUACUACUCUCAUUUACAAUUAUAGUUUUAAUAUAUUAAGAAUAAAAACAUUAAGAAUACUAUUUUAUAUAAAAUAGUAUUCUUAAUGUUUUUUGUUUAAAUUAUUGAAAAUGCAAAAAGUUCAUAAUUUUAAAAGCAGAUAAUUAUAAUAUUUUAAUAAUUAACUUUAAAAAAAUA
This is a messenger RNA of Galleria mellonella (greater wax moth), 5973 nucleotides long. RefSeq names its product sodium-dependent neutral amino acid transporter B(0)AT3. Lineage: Eukaryota; Metazoa; Arthropoda; Insecta; Lepidoptera; Pyralidae. Gene Ontology annotation, biological process: sodium ion transmembrane transport. The transcript is spliced from 5 exons. The record is from RefSeq and is a predicted model, not a curated record. Gene Ontology annotation, cellular component: plasma membrane. Bases 537 to 2711 code for a protein of 724 amino acids.